Messenger RNA from Neoarius graeffei (lesser salmon catfish), 4720 nucleotides. RefSeq names its product fibulin-2-like. The transcript has 17 exons. Gene Ontology annotation, molecular function: calcium ion binding. The record is from RefSeq and is a predicted model, not a curated record. Bases 221 to 3520 code for a protein of 1099 amino acids. NCBI's taxonomy places the organism in Eukaryota, Metazoa, Chordata, Actinopteri, Siluriformes, Ariidae. Gene Ontology annotation, cellular component: extracellular region.
UCGGAGUGUGUGUGUGUGUGUGUGUGUGUUAGAUCAGAGCUCGCGCGCGCGGAGCCUCCUGACGCGUCAGUAAUCAGAGAAACGCGCAGAUUCGGGAAGUGAAUCAACACUCAGUUUGGGUUCCAUACCUCUGCACACCACCUUUCUAUGAAGACUUUGGAGAAGCCAGCAACAAGUCAGCGGUGGUCGGAGCAGGAAGGUUUAACCUCGACCUGAAAGAAUGAACGAGCGAGUUUGGGUGAAAUGGACCGUCAUUGUGUGUGUUCUCGUACUCCUCCACAUGUGUCUUGGGCAGAAAGACUGCACCGGAGUGGACUGUCCACAUCUGGACAACUGCAUUGAGGAAUUCCUGGAGAGCGAUGCGUGCUGUGCCACGUGUUUACGUCGAGGGUGCACGUGUGAAGGGUAUCAGUAUUACGACUGCAUUAAUGCCGGAUUUAAAAACGGGAAGGUUCCUGAAGGAGAGCUGUACCUGGUGGACUCGGGCAGUACAGAGUGUUUGUGUCCCGCAGGCGGAGGCAGGAUAAGUUGCCGCUUCAUCCCGUGCCCUGACGUCCCUCCUGACUGCAUCGAGCUGUCCGACUCCACCGAGGCGUGUCCUCACUGCCUGCGCAUCGGCUGCGUCUACAACAACCAGAAAUACGAAGCGGGUCACUCGUUCCACAUGGAUCCGUGUCAGGUGUGUCACUGUCCCAACGACGGCGGUGACCUGAUGUGCUCAGUGAUUCUUGAUUGCCCCUCAGAAACAUUCAAGAAUCCUGAGGUAAAGCAGAAUGACCUACAUAUCUCCAAACAUGAAAACGCUGAAGAUUUCUCCAGCAAAGAUCACACGUUUCUGAGUAACUCUGUCCCCAUUUACACCGAGAACAUGUCAGAGACUGACGAAAGUGAAGAAUACGACUAUUUUUCAGAAGCCACCACAACUCCAGAUGCUUUCAUUUCAUCUUCUGUAGCUCCUCAAGCUCAAAAUCCUCAUGAUGUUCUACAUGAAAACACCAGGAAGGAGCUUAGAGAGACACAGGGAAUGUAUGACAUGGAAUCUAGCGAAGAAGGAACCAAGGACUCACCAAACGUUACUACAGUUAAGACGGACUCAAGAUCUUCUGAGAAGUUAUCAUCUCAGAUGGAAACCGUUGUUAGACACACUCCGGUUCCUUCAAAAGAAACCACACCCAAGACCACAGAUGACAUCAGGAGAACUGAGAAAAACCCGGAAGAUCGCAGGAACCUUCAGGACACGAUUCCAGAACUCAACCCUGUCCCUAAACUGCAGUUCAGCUCCACCACCUCACUACCAGUGAUCGCGAGGGAACGUGAAGAUCACAGGCAGCCUGAAACGUUGGGUAGAUACCACCAGGACAGAAAUGACCUCCAUGUAAUGUCCAACAACCAGAGAGUCACUUCCAGGGAGGUUAGUCUGUGCUGUGUGACUGGUGAGAACUGGGCCUCUGCUCAUGGCCACUGCAACAACAUGGUACCCAUGAAGACAGAACUGAGUUCUACCUGCUGGUCGGUUCAGAGGCAGUGCUGUUUGAGUUUGCUGAGAGCGAGUCGGUGUUCAUCUGGAAUAAACACGGCGAGACAGGAGAGCGACUGUGGAGCUGACGACGGGGACCUCUGUGACUCGCACAUGGAGUGCUGUACGUGUUGUGCACUGGGUCUGCAUCUGCGAGCACAGCAAGAGUCAUGUGACCCUCCACGAGCUUUGGGUGAAACCUGUAGCCACGCCCUCCUGACCUGCUGUGAGGGGACAGGCAUGACCAAUCACACCGUGGUCAGGGAGAGGACACACCCUCAAGCCACCAGCCCACCAAGGAGAGUUUCUGAAGGUCCUGAGCACCAGCCGUUUUCUCUGGAGGAGGUGGAGGACACGGAGAACAUGGUGGAGACAGUGGAGGGUCUGGAGGAUGUGGAUGAGUGUCGUGUGUACGCUGGGCAGCUGUGCGAUCAUCAGUGUGUCAACACACAGGGAUCGUACGUGUGUGUGUGUUUCCCUGGAUUCGUCCUGCAGCCGGACGGGAUCCAGUGCCUGCAACAAGUGAUGAUCGAUGAUGAUGAGAGCAGACUGAAAGAAGACGCCGUGUCCACUGCCAGCCCGAGACCAGCGGAGACGACCACCACUCCACCUCCUGACCUGCCAGACCCCUGUGAAGGAAAUGGCCACUGUGCUCAGCACUGCCACCCGGUGGAGGGUCGAGCUCACUGCUCCUGUUUCCCAGGAUUCUCUCUGAUGGCUGAUAGACGCUCAUGCGAAGAUAUUAACGAGUGCACACUGGGAGCUCACAGCUGCGGCCCAGGGUUCGACUGCAUCAACACGGCCGGCUCGUUCAGCUGCAGAGCCAGACUGAGGUGUCCAGGAGGAUUUGCUCACGACUCACAAGGCCAGUGUGUCGAUAUUGAUGAGUGCAGGACAGUAACACAGCCCUGCAGUCCCGGGUUUAACUGCAUCAACACAAUCGGCUCGUACACCUGCCAGCGCAAGAUCCUCCUGUGUGGCAGAGGCUAUCACUCCAGUCCUGAUGGCAGCAGGUGUAUCGAUAUUGAUGAGUGUGAAACUGGAGUCCAUCGUUGUGGCGAAGGUCAGAUUUGUCACAAUCUCCCUGGAACGUACCGAUGUGACUGUCAUCCAGGCUACCAGUACGACACGUACAGGAGGAUGUGUGUAGAUGUGAAUGAAUGCUGGCGUUACUCGGGCAGGCUGUGUGCUCAGACUUGUGAGAACACUCCAGGCUCGUAUCGCUGCUCCUGCACUUCAGGAUUCACUUUAUCCAGUGAUGGCAAGAACUGUGAAGAUGUGAAUGAGUGUUUGAGCAGUCCCUGUACUCAGGAGUGCUUUAAUAUCUACGGCUCGUACCAGUGUUACUGCAGACAGGGCUACUACCUGCGCGAGGACGCGCACACCUGUGAAGAUACUGAUGAAUGUUCUCAGAGCAUUGGUCAUCUCUGUGCCUACAAGUGUGUGAACGUCCCAGGAAGUUACAACUGCGCCUGUCCUGAACACGGAUACAGCAUGGCUCCCAACCGACGCUCCUGCCAAGACAUAGACGAGUGUGCAGUCAGAGCUCAUAACUGUACAGCAGAGGAAACAUGCUACAACAUUCACGGUGGAUUUCGCUGUCUGUCCUUCAGCUGUCCCACAAACUACCGGCGAAUCUCUGACACACGCUGUGAGCGAAUCAGCUGCUUGAACUUUGUGGAGUGCCAGAACUCGCCGCUGAGAAUCACCUACUACCAGCUCAGCUUCCAGACGAACAUCAUCGUCCCAGCGCUCAUCUUCCGCAUGGGUCCAUCUCCCGCCUACUCUGGCGACAACAUCAUUAUCAGAAUCAGCAGCGGUAACGAGGACGGCUACUUCAGCCCCAGGAAGCUGAACGCAUACACCGGCGCCAUCUACCUGCAGCGCCAGCUCCCGCAGCCACAUGACUUCCUGCUGGACGUGGAAAUGAAGCUGUUGAGGCAGGGCACCUUCACCACCUUCCUCGCCCGGAUCUACAUCUUCAUCACGGCUAAUGUCGUCUAACGCUGGACUUGUGCACUGCUUACACUCCCAGCAUUCACAAUUAGUCAGUGAUUUAAAGUUAUUAUUAUUAUUAUUAUUAUUAUUAUUAUUAUAAACUCAAAACACUGAUUAUAUUGUUAUUAGGUUUGUUAAAACAGAUAAAACAUUAAAUUAAAAUGAUACUGAAUUAUUAAAGUUACAAACUCACAAAUAGUCACUUAAUGAAGUUGACCUGUGCAUAAAGUGCACACGUUUUUCAGGAAAUUGAGUUUCAGCACACUGAAUUAACAUUUUAUCUGUUAUUAUUCCCAAAGCAAUUUUUUUUGCUCAAAGAAAUCGUAUGUGAAUGAUCAUUUUUAAUUUGCAAAUUCAGUCAAAUUGUGUGAGUAUAUUACAGCUACAAAUUCAAAUGUACAUAAUUGAACAUUUUUGUGAUACGAUUACGAUUCACAAUUUAUGCACUUACAACAUUCACACUGUGUUCACAAAUCACCCGUUCUGCAUCUCACAGCUGUAUCGUGGUAAGUGGGUGGGGCCAGGCCAAGUGUAUCACUGCAAAGACCAGAGAGGGUGGAGCUGAAAUAAAAAUAAAAAAGUGCUACGAGUUGUAGAUACAAAUUAACGACUUGUUUUUUGGCUGAACGUGAUUAUAGUGUAUAAUUGUCAUGAUACAUUUGUUGUUUUUUUGAGUUAGAAAGUUGUAAUCAGAUUCAUAAAUGUGUAACAACAAACCUGCAAGCCUAAUUUGCAUAAUUACAAUGUUCAUGUGGAAAUUACGAAUGACCAUUUACUCCCAACAACUUUCAUACGUUACCGAGAAACUGUCAAGAAGAAGAAGUGUAAACUCCUCUGUCCUGAAGAUGUCGGAAAACUUAAAGUUCCAGCUUCACAAAGUGCUGACACUGGAGACUCCUUCCAGAAACGUUACAGAGUGUGUCACCAUGGCAACAAUUCUUUCACGUGUCCACUGGGCACACCCCUGUGAAUGAGCUGUUACUAUAGAAACAAUGUAUUAGAAUGUAUUAAUAUAAACCUGCACUACUGUCAGAGCUGCUGUUAUAUAAAACUAAUCAGCACCUUCCGACCAAUCAGAGUCCAGAACUCAGCAGCGCUGCUGUGGUGGAAACUAUAAUGAGCUUCUACACUGAAAAUCUCAAAGACGUUGUUUCAGUUUGUUAUUUGUUUUCCUUGAAAGCCUUGAAUAAAGACCGCUCAAAUAAA